GAAAGGUUAUGGUCUGUUUUGUGGGCAUUCCAGAUAUUGGAACUGAAGCAUGUACGCCAUUGGAAAGUAUCUGUGUUGGUGCUCUGUUUUCGCAAAGAAACGUGUAUUCUCCGUCAGGGAAGGAGUUGUAGUUGGGUUUAAGGGCUUUUUCUUUUUCUGAGAGUAUGGAAGGCUUCUAUCGAUCUAUCCCAGAACCUUUGCGUGCCAUGUCUUUGAAAUCACCCUGGGGUUACAAAGGGGGAAGAAGAGUGGAGCGAGAGGGAAAUGCUCUAAUGAUGGGGUCCGAGAGCCCAGUCCAGCAACAGAGAGAAAGAGCCAUCCCAGUUUACACUCUAUUCUGCUCUACGUUGUUCCCUUUUUUUUAUUUAUUUAUUUUCUUUUAUAUAAUUAGUUUCUUGCUCGGCUUCCCUUUAAUAUCCUUCUCUUCUUCCUACCUUCCUUGCUUCCUACUUUGCUCCUCUUACUCAGACUUCUUCUUCUUCUACCUCCUCACCCUUCUCGUUGAUAUGGCGCCCAUUAUCCACGGUCAGCAUGAAUCCCGCUUGUCGUUCCACGGCAACAACUUGUGGACCGAGUUGUGGGCGGAUAUAAUCAAUGCCAUUCUACCAAUUCCUACGCAAUCCACAAUGUCAGGUCCACGAUCACGGAAAAUGAUACAUAAUAGAAUUGAACCACUGGAUAGCGGUGUAUUGGUUCACCAUCAUAACCAUAACCAUAUGCAACAAGAAUGCAUGUUUGACGAGUCGUCGAAAUUCCAAACGGAAUACGUAUCGUUUCCUAGACUCGCAGAAGAAGAUCUAAUACAAGGCGGCGAAGAUGACGAUCAAGAAGAACGAGGAGGUGGCAGAGGUCUGAACGAACGCAGUGCGAUUCAAUCCCAGACUAGCAACAAUAUCAUGAAUGCCAGUCGAACACAACGACCACGACAAGAAGAGCUGCAGGAACAGCAAAAGAGGACUGUUGUUAACACUAUCACCCAAAGCCAAAUCAGUGAUGGGGGUUCUCGAAGAAGUCUCUUGGGCAGUUCGUGGAUGUUUUGAAUCUUCUUUUUGCCACGAACAAUGCAAGUCUUAAAAAGCAGAAACAAGCCAGCCACCACUACUUUUGUAUAUACACAUAUAUUUUCUUUACAACUAGUUAAGCCCUUAAGCUCAUACUCAGAGAGAAAGAGAAAGAGCCUGCAUGUUUGAAAUUCUUUACUCUUUCUACGUUAUUCUGUUUAUGUUGCAUGAUUAAUGGGUUAUACGUAAUAACAUUUUCUGCUGGGCAGAAACAUUUCACUUUAUUAAAAUAAUGCUAAUUGAUGUUGUUG
This is a messenger RNA of Zychaea mexicana, 1312 nucleotides long. RefSeq lists its product as uncharacterized. The record is from RefSeq and is a predicted model, not a curated record. Bases 165 to 1040 code for a protein of 291 amino acids. NCBI's taxonomy places the organism in Eukaryota, Fungi, Mucoromycota, Mucoromycetes, Mucorales, Lichtheimiaceae. The transcript has a single exon.